This is a messenger RNA of Rubroshorea leprosula, 5789 nucleotides long. The record is from the annotation of a GenBank genome assembly. Lineage: Eukaryota; Viridiplantae; Streptophyta; Magnoliopsida; Malvales; Dipterocarpaceae.
GAUGAAGGUAAUUAAUCUCUACGCUUCUCUCUCUGCAAUUACUCCUUGAGAGCAUCUCUCUCUAGAAUACUGGGUAUUGCUGACUUGAGCGUCGGAGUAUUUUCUCCGAGGAAACAACCUCGGGAUUUUCAGGUGUAGAAGCAACUGAGGACUUCAACAGUGUUGGACUGCGAAGCUGCCGAAACAUUGGCGCCGUCUGUGGGAACAUGUACAAGGAGUCGUGUAGCUUUACUUGUUGAAAGAUAAUAUGGUUCGUACCUUUACUGGAGGUCGCCCUCCAAGGAAUGAAAUGGACAAACAAGAAGACACUCACGUGUCCAAGCCCGGCUUGAACGACUUUAGGCCAAUGCCAAGAAAUCUUUUUGUAGGAGGUGCCGAACAGGAUCACCUAAGUGAGACAGAUGAUGAAAGAACACCGACUGGGUAUGCAACCCAGCCUGAACAGUUCCAAGUUCCAACAGGAACAAGACAAAGAUCUGCCAGACCGUACAACUCACAGCGUGAACGACCUGAAAGGUCAACAGAACCUGCUUGGACAACCGAGCUCGAAGAGAGAACUAGAGUUCUCGAAAUGGCGAUGGGUAAAAUCCUUGCCCGUUUAAUUCCUGAUGACCCCUUGAUUCCCUUGCUGAACAGAGAUGCACAACCAGCUGCGGUUGUCGCAACUCGAAACUCCCCUGCUCUAAGCAACGUAGUGGUGCCAACCAGGCCAAGAGGAAGUGGGAAGUUGAAUAACGAGCCCAGCUUGUCCAAGCAUAGUGAAGAAUUGAUGAGAAAAAACGCAGACCUUGAAAGGCAGCUGCGGGACGUACAGAAGUCCAUUGACGAGCUGAAAAGUCCCAGGUCGCAUCAACAGACUCUGGAUUUGGAUAGUGCGCCACUAAACUUAUCAAUUACGGCAGAGCCGUAUCAAGAGGGAUUCAAAAUUCCCCACCUGGAGACAUAUGAUGGCUCAGGUGACCUUGAUGAACAUCUGCACACCUAUCAAGCCAUCAUGAGAAUCCAAAAUGCCAAUGAUGCUAUGAUGUGCAAAGUGUUCCCAGCGACACUCAAGUCAACAGCCAGGAGAUGGGAGAUCAAGCGCACAGCAACCGAGCUGAUGCAAGUUAACCAGAAGGAAGGGGAGUUGUUGAGGGAUUAUAUGCAGCGGUUCAACAAAGCCACCUUAGACAUUGAUAACGUCCCGGACACGAUCUGCCUGUCCGCCCUGUUGCAUGGGUUGAAGCGUGGUCGGUUUCUAGACGACCUGCUUGAAAACCCACCAAAGACGUGGAAUGAGGUGAAUGACAGAUCGACCAGCUUCAUACUAUCAGAGGACUUUCAGUCGUCCAAGCGACGAGCUGAUGAUAAGCCGGGUAAAGGCCAGGAACAACAACCGAGAAGAGAAGAGAAGAAGAAGCAUGAGGUUAGGAGACCUCCGCCCCCACUGCAUGAUUCCCCGAGGGCAGACAAGAGCAAGCAUUGUGACUACCAUCGUGUGUAUGGUCACAAUACAGAGGAUUGUCAACACUUGAAAGACGAGUUGGAGUUUUUGGCUCGAAAUGGGAAGCUAGAAGGAUAUGUUCAGAAGCCUCACACCCAGCAACCCGCUCAAACCCAUUUUGUACAGGCGUACGACCGACCUCAAGGGCAGAGGUACCAGCUCGGCGACACACAGGAUGUAUAUCAGGAUAACCAGUACCGUUCUGAGCAGGGCAGAGCAUACCGAGGACGUCCGUUCAACAGGAGAGGACAGGGACCGAGAACUACCGCCCCGAAUCAAAAAGACAAGAAAGGGGUAAGUUAUGCUGGAAUACCCCCACCCUCUGGUACCAUAAACAUGAUAUCAGGUGGUGUUCACUCCGGGGGCCAAAGCGCCAGAGGUCGCAAGGCGUAUGCACGCCAGGUGAUGACAGUUAAUAAAAACAGGCCUUUGAAACGCCCGUUUGAAGAAGCAGAAUGGGAAAAUGCACCCAUCACAUUCAGCCCGGCAAACUACAAACAAGCAGAAGGAGAGCCUGACAUUAUGAUGCCGCAUGCAGAUUCUUUUGUGACAAUGGUUCAUAUAGGCAACCAUAAUGUCAACAAAGUCUUUGUGGAUACGGGUAGCUCGCCGGAUAUCCUGUAUUGGAGUUGUUUUCAGAAAAUGCAGCUGAAUCUGAACUCACUGCAGAAACACGAAGGGCCUAUAUAUGGGUUCGACAAUCAGCCCGUCCCGGUUGAGGGAACCAUUACCCUUCCCAUCUAUGUGGGCUCGGAGCCACGGUUUAGGAUGGCUUCCGUUACCUUCCUGGUCGUCAAGAUGGAGUCAGCUUUCAACGCUAUACUGGGGAGAGCCACCCUUUGCGAACUGAAGGCGGUAAUCUCACAACCUCAUCUCUGCAUGAAAUUCCCAACUCCUCAGGGGUUAGGAGUGCUUAAAGGGAACCAGAAGAUGGCAAGAACAUGCUACCAAGGUACCUUCAAGAAGGUUGAGCUCGCUGCUGCUCCUACAGGCUCUGAAAAUCACAAGCCAACCCGGUUUGCUCAGCAGGCAAUGAGCAUUUCAGACAUUGAACACCGACCUGAGGGUGUCGAGCAGAAAGCAGAACCAGUAGAGCCGGUAGAAACGGUCCCUCUGAACCCUGCUGUGCCAGAGAGAACGGUUAAGAUUGGCACUAAACUCACAGAGGAAGAACGGGCAGAGCUCCUGAAGUUUUUGAGGGACAAUCAAGACGUGUUUGCGUGGACUACGGACGAAAUGCCGAGCAUCCCCACAGGGUUGACAGUCCACAAGCUAAGCACGGACCCCACUAAACGGCCAGUGGCAGGUUUCAUCAGGAGAGUGGAGUACUCCGAAUGGGUGUCCAACCCAGUGCUCGUCAAAAAGCCAAACGGCAAAUGGAGGAUGUGUAUUGAUUUCACCAACCUCAAUGACGCAUGUCCAAAAGACCCUCAUCCGUUACCAAAUGUCGAGAAGUUGGUAGAACGGGCAGCUGGGCACGAAUGGAUGAGUUUUCUGGACGCCAGCUUCGGUUACCACCAGGUCCAGCUGUUGUUAGACGACCAAGAAAAAACAGCUUUUUAUGCUGGUGACGCAAUAUACUGCUAUGUCAUGAUGCCGUUUGGCCUCAAAAAUGCUGGAGCAACAUACCAGAAGCUGGUGCAAAUCAUCUUUAAGUUGCAGAUUGGCCGAAACAUAGAAGUGUAUGUAGAUGACAUGAUAGUCACCAGCGUGCGAGCAAAGGAUCACAUUGACGACCUGGAUGAAACAUUUCAAAACUUGCGUCAAGCUCAAAUGAAACUGAAUCCCUCGAAAUGCACGUUCGCUGUGGAAUCAGGGAAAUUCCUAGGGUACGUAGUAUCCAAGAAAGGAAUCGAGGUAAAUCCAAAGAAGGUACAGGCCGUUCAGCAGAUGGAACCUCCCAAGACAGUAAAAGAUGUACAACGUCUGACAGGUCGGGUGGCUGCAUUGCACAGGUUUAUAGCCAGAUCGGCAGAAAGGUGCCUUCCGUUCUUCAAAGGUCUGCGGGAGCCUAAAAACUUUCAGUGGACUGUUGAGUGUCAACAGGCAUUUGACGAGCUCAAACAGUAUUUGGCAUCCGCACCCCUGCUGUCCAAGCCUGUCGACGAAGAAUGUCUAUAUCUUUAUCUGGGGGUCACAGAAGAAGCGGUGAGUUCAGUGCUGCUAAGGGAAGAGAAUAAGAGUCAGAAGCCUGUCUGCUAUGUCAGCAAGGUGUUACAAGGUGCCGAGCAGAACUACUCGCUAGUAGAAAAGGCUGCUUUUGCUUUGGUCUGCACGGCUCGUAAGCUGAGAGCUUAUUUUCAGUCUCAUCAGAUCGUUGUCUAUACCGAUUUACCACUGAGAAAAAUAUUGCAGAAACCUGAACUCUCUAGUCGUCUUAUUGGAUGGAGCGUCGAGCUGAGUGAAUAUGACCUGAAAUUUCGGCCGCGCACAACCAUAAAAGGCCAGGCCGUUGCGGACUUUCUGGUGGAGUGCACCUCAAUAACUAACAAAGAAAAAACACCUGAACACCCAGUCUGGGUUUUAUAUGUUGAUGGAGCAGCUAACAUUGAAGGGUCGGGUGCUAGGGCUGUGUUACUUGGCCUAGAUGGCUUUAAGUCUGAGCAUGCACUGAGGUUUAAGUUUCAGACGACAAAUAACGCUGCAGAAUAUGAAACCCUCAUUUACGGACUAAAGCUGGCAUCCAAGCUGAAAGUAAAAAACAAUCAGGUUUUUAGUGACUCACAGCUUGUAGUGGGCCAAGUGAAUGGCAGCUGCGACAUCAGGGAUCCCCAGCUCAAUCGUUAUGCCUCUGUGGUCAAUAGAUUGAAAUCGAUAUUUGCCCUUUUCCAAAUUGAUAAAAUACCAAGAGCAGACAACCACCGAGCUGACGAGCUGUCAAAGUUGGCCUCCUCGCAGGACAUUAACCCUCAGAGAUCAACAAUUGUUGAGGUACUCGAUGCACCGAGCUACACUGAUUUCACAGUCGAAUGUCAACUGCUAAGUACAGAUCCCUCUACACCAAGCUGGACCACCCCGCUCGUAAAUUAUCUACAAAGUGGCGAGCUACCUGAAGACCAGUCCGCUGCAAAAGUGAUUAAACGCAGGGCGGCACAUUUCACUGUGUUAGAUAACCAGCUCUACAAGCGAGCAGCCUCAAUGCCCCUAUUACGCUGCCUUACUCCGUACGAAGCUAAAUACGCCGUGAGAGAAGUUCACAAAGGAGUAUGUGGCACGCACAUCGGUGGCAAAACUUUAGCUCGGAAACUCCUAAGGCACAGUUAUUACUGGCCCACUAUGGUCGAGGACGCACAGAACUACGUCAAAAAGUGCCCGACCUGCCAGUUCAAUGCCGACGAUAUUCAUAUGCCAGGACAAAUGCUCUCAUCACUUACGUCUCCUUGGCCCUUUGCUCAAUGGGGUGUUGACCUGCUCGGCCCUUUCAUCAAAGGCAAAGGAGGCUGCAUUUUCCUGGUCGUUGCAGUGAAUUACUUCACUAAGUGGAUAGAAGCCAAACCACUGUCCACGACAAUGGAAAGAAAAAUAGAAGAAUUCUUGUUCAAUUCAAUUUUGUGCAGAUUCGGCAUACCUAAGCGGAUUAUCGCCGACAAUGGGCCACAGUUCCGAGCAGCAGCACUGAGAUCGUUUUGUAACGACUAUGGCAUUGAGCUCGCUUUGACAUCCGUGUACACUCCACAGUCCAAUGGGCAAGCCGAGUCCGCCAAUAAAAUCGUCUUGCGGGGACCUAAGACGCGCGUCUUGGCUGCACAUACUAAUUGGGUUGACGAGCUCAAUAAAGUGCUGUGGUCAUGUCGUACUACACCCAGCUCUGCCACAGGCGAAACCCCGUUCAGUCUGGCAUACGGAGCUGAGGCUGUUAUCCCCGUCGAGGUCGGACUGCCAUCCGAUAGAUCAGAUCGUCAUGACGAUCAGAAUAAUGAACAGCUCUUAAGAGAAAACCUAGACCUUGUGGAAGAAAUCAGGGAGAUGUCCCGAAUAAGAAACAUGGCACAUCAAAGUCGUGUUGCAAAAUUUUACAAUAAAAGAGUUCGAGCUCGCCAGUUUCAAGUUGGCGACUUAGUCCUACGUAAAGCUGGGUUAACUAACACCCAUUUGCACAUGGGCAAGCUCGCUCCUAAUUGAGAAGGUCCCUAUCUAGUUGUUCAAGUUAAACGACAUGGUUCUUACAUGUUAGCAGAUAUACACGGGCGUCAGUUAUCUUACCUUUGGAACGUACAGAAUCUUAGAAAGUUUUACAGUUAACGUGUGUAAUAUUAUUUUGCUUCAGGUGUUAUCCAACAGUUGUAAACAAAGAUAUACAAAAAUU